AUGACUGACUUCAAGCUAUCAGCACAGUUGGUUGGCCAUGAAGCUGAUGUUCGAGCCGCAAGCUUCCCCUCUCCCGAUACCGUCGUGACUGCCUCUCGCGAUUGCAGCGUCCGCGCAUGGCGUCGCACCCAAGCAUCUCCUCCGAAUUUUGAAGCCACUCUCUUGAGCCGCGGCUCCGAAUAUGUCAACUCUCUAUCCUUCUUUCCUCCAUCAAACGAGCACCCUGAUGGCUAUGUUGUCUCUGGCGGAAAAGAUACCAUCAUCGAAGUCAAGUCCCCCAACGCAACCAGCACCGAUAAUGCCGAGCGCCUUCUGAUCGGUCACUCAAACAAUGUCUGCACUAUUGAUGCUGCCCCCAGUGGCAAGUAUCUAGUGUCCGGCGGCUGGGACGGUCAAGCCCGUGUUUGGAGCCCCCAGAAGUGGGAAACAGAGCUAUUACUAAGUGGCCACGAAGGCAUGUCGGUCUGGAGCGUUGUUGCUCUCAACGACCAUACAGUAGUAACUGGUUGCGCCGACAAAAACAUCCGCAUCUUUGACUUGCGGCAGUCUACCUCUGGAGAUGUAGCACCAAAUUCGACUAUUUAUACACCCGACGUUGUCCGCGCCCUCUGCCGGGUUCCUCAGAAUCACCCGAGCGGUGCCGAUAUUGCGAGCGCGAGCAACGAUGGCACUAUCCGUCUAUGGAAAUUGAACGGCCAGCAGGUUGCAGAACUUCAUGGCCAUGAGAGCUUCGUUUACAGUAUCACAAGUCUCCCUACAGGCGAACUGGUCAGCGCAGGAGAGGAUCGCACUGUAAGAGUAUGGAAAGGCAACGAGUGUGUACAGACCAUUACUCACCCCGCCAUCUCUGUAUGGACAGUGGCGGCGAACCCCGAAACUGGAGAUAUCGUUACAGGCGCCAGCGAUAGCAUUGCUCGCGUUUUCACAAGAAGCCCUGAACGUACUGGUGACGACGCGAUGCUUAAGGAGUUCGAAGAAUCCGUCAAGUCGUCAUCGAUUCCCCAACAACAAGUCGGAGGCAUCAACAAGGAGAAGCUCCCCGGACCCGACUUCCUGACUUCCAAGGCUGGUACCAAGGAGGGUCAAGUUCAAAUGAUCAAGGAGGACAAUGGUGCCGUGACUGCUCACACAUGGUCCAUGAGCCAGCAGCAAUGGGUCAAUGUCGGAACAGUCGUCGAUGCUGUCGGCAGUACUGGCAAGAAGGUCGAGUACAACGGAAAAAUGUACGAUUUUGUAUUUGAUGUUGAUAUUGAGGACGGAAAACCUGCUCUCAAGCUUCCCUACAACCUCUCUGAAAACCCUUACGAGCGAGCUACCAAGUUCUUGGGCGAUAACGAGUUGCCACUCUCCUACCUCGAUAAUGUAGCCAAUUUUAUUACGGAGAAUACCAAGGGCGCCACUCUAGGCCAGACUUCAGAGCCCGGCGGUCCUGAUCCUCUUGGCACCGAGUCGCGGUAUCGCCCUGGUGAGAACACUCAGCCCAAGGUGCUCCCUCAGAAGGAAUAUCUCAGCAUCACAGCAGCUAAAUAUGAAGCUAUGUUCAACAAAAUAUUGACCAUCAACAAGAACAUGGUUUCAUCAGGUGGCAAAGAUGCUGCUCUCAACCCAUCUGACGAAUCCACACUAUCUGAGCUACGCACUGCCAUUGAGUCCAACAAGCCUGUCCCUCAACACGCCAUGCCUCUUCUCGUCCGAAUUCUUACCCAAUGGCCCUAUUCAGACCGUCUAGCUGGCCUCGAUCUCCUCCGCUGCGUGGCAAAGUAUCCUCUUGUCGCACAGUUCUCUGAUCCGACAGUGGGCUCUCUUCUCGAUCUUGCUUUCGCAUCAUCUCUGCCCCAAGGCGAAACUCCCAAUGAGAACGCAGUCAUGAUGGGCCUUCGUACUCUCGCAAACAUCUUCUCCACCGCCAAUGGCCGCUCGAUUGUGAGCGCUCAAUCGGAUGAAGCAAUCUCAUUCUUGGAGCGCGUCGUUGGUGUAUCAUCCGAUCCUAUUGGACCCUUGAACCGUAACGUUCUCAUUGCGGCCACCACAGCAGCAAUCAACCUCUCAGUUCUCGUACACCGCGAGCGUCUUCUCACUCCCGAUCAACGUCGUCGCCUAGCUAUUCUUCUCGGUACAAUCCUUUCUCGUGAUGGUCAGACGGACUCAGAAGUUCUAUACCGUGCCCUUGUGGCGCUCGGCACAUUGCUCUCAGCAUCAAAGACUGAAGCAGCCAAUCUCGGCAUCAAGGGGUGGAUCCAGGGUGCUGCAGGACGCAGCUCAGAAGAGCGUGUCAAGUCUGUCGCGGCAGAAUGCACUAAGGUAGCUCCAUAA
Messenger RNA from Fusarium venenatum, 2313 nucleotides. Its product is annotated as WD40-repeat-containing domain protein. Gene Ontology annotation, molecular function: ubiquitin binding. Lineage: Eukaryota; Fungi; Ascomycota; Sordariomycetes; Hypocreales; Nectriaceae. The record is from RefSeq and is a predicted model, not a curated record. Gene Ontology annotation, biological process: ubiquitin recycling; proteasome-mediated ubiquitin-dependent protein catabolic process. Gene Ontology annotation, cellular component: nucleus; cytoplasm.